UCAAGACGACAGCCUGCGCGCUCUCUACCACCCUCGAGGAAGGGGACUAUGACGGGCUCGUGGAAUGCAUGGGACAUCUCAUGGCCGUGAAGGAGAGGGAGGAGUACACAAAUGUCAUGUUCGAGCCACUGAAGCAGUCCAUUGAAUUGCUCGAGUCAUACAAACAGGAAAUCAAAGACGAUGUAUACAAACAAAUCGAGGUUCAAUGCAACUAAGCACUCCAGGAACUGCCCGAAAUGUGGGCUACUGUCCUCAAGAAGGUCUCCGUCAAGAAACAGCAGGUCGCUCCACUCCAGGCCAUCGAGGUCUCGAAUAUUCGCAAGAAAAUCGCGACCUUCGACGUCGAGCAGCACGAAUUCCGAGCAAAUUUCAGGAAAAUAAGACCCUUCUUCUACGACUGUGACACGCCCUACGAAUUACUGGACAAAGUAAUUCUUCCUGUCAUGCCCUCAGUACCACUUUAUUAUUCGUGACCUGGAAGACCGAAUGAACCAGCUUCAAGUGUCCGCCAGUCUCUUUGAAGUGAGUGUCACGGACUUUCGGCAACUCAAACAAUCGCGGAAGGAAAUAAGUCUCCUGAAGAUGAUUUGGGACUAUAUUUGUGUGGUCAGAAGCAGUAUCGAUAGUUGGACGGGGACGGCCUGGAGCGAAAUAAACGUGGACGUGAUGGACCUCGAGUGCAAGCGCUACACAAAGGAGAUCCGAGCACUGGACAAGGAACUCCGAGCUUGGGACGCCUACAAUGGCUUGGAAACGGAGAUAAAGAAUAUGCUCACAUCCCUCAGAGCCGUGUCGGAGUUACAAAACCCGGCAAUAAGAGAGCGCCACUGGAUUCAGCUUAUGCAAACUACGAAGGUCGUCUUUGUGAUGGACGAGAAAACCAACCUGGGAGACUUGCUGUCGCUCAAUCUCCACAAAUUUGAGGACGAAGUCAAAAAUAUUGUGGACAAGGCCACGAAGGAGACAGCGAUGGAGAAAGUAAUAAACGAGUUGAACAGCACGUGGAAUCAAAUGGAGUUUGAACAAGAGACUCACAACCGCACAGGAAUCACUCUGAUCAAGGCGAAUGACGAACUCAUCGAAGUAUUGGAAGAGAACCAGGAAAUUGCCGCCGAAAUGUGUCAGUCUAAAAAUGUGAUCGUCUCUACCAACAAACCUAAAUUAUACGAGCGAUUGGAAAAACUGCAGGAGAACUUGUCUGUGUGCGAAAAGGCGCUUACCGAGUAUUUGGAGACCAAAAGACUUGCAUUUCCGCGUUUCUACUUUGUUUCCUCCGCGGAUUUGCUUGAUAUUCUGUCCAACGGAAACCAGCCGGAACUGGUUUCCAACCCGUCUGAGCAUUGGUUGAUAGCAACCAAGCCUUUACUUGGUUGUGUCAGCUACGGCAUAUGUGGGAUGACACGGAAAAGGACUGUUUUGUUAACAUUUGUGAUGCGGGCUUCAGAUGCCAUCCGUGAUAAGAAGAAAGUCUUUAAUUUCAUGGGGACGGAAAUUGGUCUCAAGUCCACUGUCGGGAUUUUCAUUACGAUGAAUCCUGGCUAUGCUGGACGUACUGAGCUUCCGGAAAACCUGAAGGCACUCUUCAGGUGCUGA
Molecule: messenger RNA, 1593 nt
Organism: Octopus sinensis (East Asian common octopus)
Lineage: Eukaryota; Metazoa; Mollusca; Cephalopoda; Octopoda; Octopodidae
Product: dynein beta chain, ciliary-like
Exons: 4
Coding region: 487-1593 (368 amino acids)
Biological process (GO): microtubule-based movement
Cellular component (GO): dynein complex
Molecular function (GO): ATP binding; dynein intermediate chain binding; dynein light intermediate chain binding
Source: RefSeq, a predicted model, not a curated record